CUGGUAUUCUUGGAAGGAUUCACAAAUGGAAGAACGAAACUUCGGGAAUCUUCAAAGAUAAAAGCAAGUAUCCCACUUUAACGAGAAUGUCAUACUGCCAGUGUCGAUUGCGACUUGUUUUCUCUAGCGUGUUUAAAGAGUUUGGAUGGUCGCAUGUUGCACUGAUACUGGACAGAUCGGAUUUGUUCUCGCUAACUGUAGGUAAAAAUCUGGAAUAUGGUCUACGAAAAGACGGACUCUUGAAGUUCGUAAGAGAAUUGGACGGGAACUCCGAAGACGAGCCGUAUCACUUUUAUCUGCGCGAUGCGAGUAUGUAUGCUAGAAUUCUAAUACUGAGCGUCCGCGGAAUGCUAGUCAGAAAGUUCAUGUUGGCCGCACACGAAUUAGGAAUGACAAGAGGGGAUUGGGCUUUCCUCGACGUUGAGAUAUUUCAAGGCUCUUAUUGGGGAGAUCACGGCUGGGAAAUGGGAGAUGAGAACGAUACCGCUGCUAGAAAGGCUUACGAAGCUUUGUUAAGGGUAUCUCUUCUUCAACCAACUAGUCCACGAUUCCAAGAUUUCGCUGAUAGUGUUAGGCAACGUGCACAAUCCGACUAUAAUUAUACUUUUUCCGAAGGUGAAGAGGUAAAUUUCUUCAUCGGUGCGUUUUAUGACGGCGUUUACUUAUUAGGAAUGGCAUUGAACGAAACUCUGGCUGAAGAUGGCGAUAUCACGGAUGGCAUAUCUAUAACCAGAAGAAUGUGGGACCGAAAUUUCAAUGGUAUUACGGGCCAUGUCAGAAUAGACGACAAUGGAGAUCGUGAUGCGGAUUAUAGUAUUCUGGAUUUGGAUCCUAUUACUGGAAGAUUCGAGGUGGUCGCUCAUUAUCUAGGAUUAAAUCGAGAAUAUAAUCCUAUAACUGGUAAAAAUAUUCAUUGGCCGGGAGGGAAGGAAGGACCUCCGCCGGAUAUUCCAAAAUGCGGUUUUUUAGGGAAUGAUCCUGCUUGCACAUCAGGGACAGAAGCUUAUACGUUUGUAGCUUACACGAGCGUGGCACUCGCUGUGUUCUUCCUCAUUGCGAUUAUGGCCGCUUGUUUUUUAUACAGGCAUUUGCGAUUGUCUGCCGAUCUUAAUAAUAUGUCUUGGCGUAUAAAACCUGAAGAAUUGCUUCUCGAAGUUGGCAAGCAGUUCUCGUCUAAAAUAAAUCUACAUCAAGCGAUAUCUGACAUAAACAAUUUCGGAUUGGAACAAAGAAUCCGACGUGGAUCGCAAAUUAGUUGCGAAUCUUUACCUCCGACAACUGUCUUCACUACAGUUGGAAUUUAUAAAGGUGAAAGAGUAGCUAUAAAAAAGAUCACGAAAAAAAAAGUAGUUGAUAUCACAAAGAAAUUACUCUGGGAGAUUAAGCAAGUCAGGGAUGUCACAUCAGAGAAUACUGUCAGGUUUAUUGGAGCCUGCCUUUGUUCGCCUUCACCGACUGUUUUGAUUCUCACGGAAUACUGUCCUCGUGGAUCGUUGAAGGAUGUCUUGGAAAAUGAAGCUAUCAAACUAGACUGGAAUUUUCGAAUGUCCUUAAUCCACGAUAUCGUCAAGGGAAUGUCUUAUCUUCAUACCAGUGAAGUUUCCGCCCACGGAAAGUUACGUUCGUGUAAUUGCUUGAUCGAUAGCCGCUUCGUUUUGAAAAUUUCGGACUUUGGACUUAAAACUCUUACUACGCCCUCUGACUUGAUUAUGGACGAAAACUAUUAUACCAAAUUACUUUGGAUCGCUCCAGAGCUCUUGCCAUUAACGGUAACGCCCGGGAGCGUUGCGACACAAAAGGGCGAUGUCUACAGCUUCGCAAUCAUUUUGGAGGAAAUAGUGGUUCGUAGUGGACCAUAUGAAGUAGCCAGGACAUUUAUGACAGCGCAAGAAAUCGUAAGCAAGGUUUCAGCGUCAGAAAAUCCACCGUUAAGGCCAGAAGUUGCCCCAAAGGAUUGUCCAGCGGACAUAUUAUCACUGAUGGAAAGAUGUUGGCACGAAAUUCCCGAAGAACGACCCAGCUUCCAUAUGAUCCGCGGCAUAAUACGAAGAAUUAUGAGAGGAUACUGCGAGAAUUUGAUGGAUGAUUUAUUACGGCGGAUGGAACAAUAUGCCAAUAAUUUAGAGGCCCUCGUCGAGGAAAAGACUGAGCAAUUAAGCUUGGAGAAGCGUCGUAGCGAAGAAUUAUUGUAUCAAGUGCUUCCAAGGCAGGUCGCAGGUCAACUUAUGGCCGGAGAGAUGGUGCAACCAGAGCAAUUCGAGUCUGUCACCAUCUAUUUCAGCGAUAUUGUUGGCUUCACGGCAUUAUGCGCGCAAAGUACACCUAUGGAGGUUGUGGACUUCCUAAAUGAUCUUUACAGUACCUUCGAUCGUAUUAUCGGAUUCUAUGAUGUUUACAAGGUGGAAACUAUAGGAGACGCGUAUAUGGUCGUAUCUGGUCUUCCGGAAAGGAACGGCGAUGAACACGCAAGAGAGAUUGGACUCAUGGCUCUAGCAAUAUUAGACGCAGUCAAAUCGUUCACUAUAAUGCACAAACAAAACAGUCAACUAAGCGUUCGUAUUGGUGUGCACAGCGGUCCAGUCUGUGCCGGGGUGGUUGGUCAGAAAAUGCCUCACUAUUGUUUAUUUGGUGACACAGUGAAUACAGCGUCUCGAAUGGAAUCUUCUGGUCUACCUUUAAGAAUACAUGUUUCUGAAACGACGAAAAAUAUUUUGGAUAAAUUUGGGACUUUUGGUCUUGAGCUCCGAGGAGAGGUGGAACUAAAAGGAAAAGGCAGAGUGACGUCUUACUGGUUGACAGGCUGUUCAGAGCCUGACUCCAGAUUACCCGUGUCGAAAUAUCGUCGGCUCAGCAGCAGUCAACCCGAGACCAAUCUGAAUCCUUUAAUUUUUCCUCCGAAUAAUACAAACGGUCCUAAAUCCAAUAACAACACAUUCAUCAACUUGACAGAAUUGUAGUGAUAACGUUCAGUUCUUCAAACGCAAGAAAUUGCGUCGAAACUGCGAAUUAUGAAUGUGUUGCAGCUACUCGACAUCCACAGAUUAAAAUCGUUAAUAAUCGUCAUAGAAUCUAUUCUCUUUUCGUGUCUUCAUUCCGACAAACAAGCGCGAAAUAACAUUGUACCAAUGUGAAUUGGGUAUAAUAUCGUAACAAAUAUAUUGUUUAGGCUUGUUACAACUUUUAUUCGGAAUUUUACAUCGACAGUUUGUAAUUUACUUACAUAAAAUUUAAUAGACUCUUCUAGAACAGGUAUGCGUAUUAAAUUAGUAUUAGUUGAAGGACACUGCGCUCAUUUUAGUUUUGUCUCACAAUAGAGCUACAUCAUACUAUUCGUACAUACAAUUUAAUCCAUUUGUCUAUAUAAUAACAAUUUACAUAAACUAUGAUUUCUUAUCCUCAUCUAAGAUGUAAAAGUUUGCAAAAAGACAUAAAGCUGUUCAACUUUACUACUUUUUCAGAAUACUUAAAUAUUACAGUGCCUUCU
This is a messenger RNA of Harpegnathos saltator (Jerdon's jumping ant), 3484 nucleotides long. RefSeq names its product atrial natriuretic peptide receptor 1. Bases 87 to 2957 code for a protein of 956 amino acids. The transcript is spliced from 16 exons. Gene Ontology annotation, molecular function: guanylate cyclase activity; ATP binding; protein kinase activity. The record is from RefSeq and is a predicted model, not a curated record. Gene Ontology annotation, biological process: receptor guanylyl cyclase signaling pathway; intracellular signal transduction; cGMP biosynthetic process. Lineage: Eukaryota; Metazoa; Arthropoda; Insecta; Hymenoptera; Formicidae. Gene Ontology annotation, cellular component: plasma membrane.